Neogale vison (American mink) is the source of this 1133-nucleotide messenger RNA. It is a transcript of the gene MRPL18, whose product is annotated as mitochondrial ribosomal protein L18. Gene Ontology annotation, molecular function: 5S rRNA binding; structural constituent of ribosome. The coding region runs from base 154 to 696 and encodes 180 amino acids. The record is from RefSeq and is a predicted model, not a curated record. Gene Ontology annotation, cellular component: mitochondrion; ribosome. Gene Ontology annotation, biological process: translation. Lineage: Eukaryota; Metazoa; Chordata; Mammalia; Carnivora; Mustelidae. The transcript is spliced from 4 exons.
CGGGACUUGUUAGUUCCGGGUCCAGGUGCAGGUGACCUCCGGCAUCCAAAAGCUUUUCCCGGAGUUAACAUGGCUGCUGCCGGCGAGCGCCUGGGACGCCGAUGAGGGAAGCGCGCGAGGCGUUUCUGAGGCUUUGCCAGCGAUCCCUCAGCGAUGGCGCUCCGGUCGCGGCUCUGGGAGUGGCUGUCGGUUUGCAGGAACCCUGGGUGUGGGGUCGCAGCGUUCUCAACGAGUUCCAAGCCAGCGCCGAAGCCUGACGUGGACCCUCUGGAUAAUGGAGCUGUUGCCCCAGAGUUCACCAAUCGGAACCCCCGCAAUCUGGAACUCUUAGGAGUGGCCAGGAAAGAGCGGGGUUGGGGGACAGCGUGGCCCUCCCGAGAGUUCUGGCACAGGUUGCGAGUUAUCAGGACUCAGCAUCACGUAGAAGCGCGGGUUGAGCAUCGCAGCGGCCAGGUUGUGGUUUCAGCAUCCACUCGGGAAUGGGCUAUUAAAAAGCACCUUUACAGCACCAGAAAUGUGGUGGCCUGUGAGAGUGUAGGACGAGUGCUGGCAGAGCGGUGCUUAGAGGCAGGAAUCAACUUCAUGGUCUACCAGCCCACUCCUUGGGAGGCAGCCUCAGACUCGAUGAAACGACUGCAGAGUGCCGUGACGGAAGGUGGUGUGGUGCUGCGGGAGCCUCGGAGAAUCUAUGAAUGAGAGAGGAGCAUUGUUCGGAACCUGUGAAUACAAAAGCUGUGAGCUGUUCCGUCCUCCAGAAGAGAGCAUCUGGAAGAACAUCCAGCUUGGAAUUUUUGUCUAAUCAUGUAACUGUGAAGUGUUGUCCCUAGUUAAGGUCAUCCCCACCUCCCCUUGCGUGCGCGUUGAGGGGGCGGUGGUUUAAUCAAGGGCUAAAUUCUUCCCCUCUCUUGGACAGAAGUAUCUGAGAAAAGCUGUUGUCAGUUAUGAUUAACUUUGCAAGGACAAAUGUUUAUAAGUUAAAGAAUAAACGCAGAUUAUGAGCUGUUUUUGGUUGCGUGAAAUCUUUGCCUUUGAGCCCUCUGUGGCGAGAGUACACAUACGAGGUUUGUACAGACUGCUUGUUACCAUGUCCAGCUCAUAGUGGUUGAUUUCAAUAAAUGAGAGCUGUUGCUACA